Molecule: messenger RNA, 399 nt
Organism: Corylus avellana
Lineage: Eukaryota; Viridiplantae; Streptophyta; Magnoliopsida; Fagales; Betulaceae
Source: RefSeq, a predicted model, not a curated record
AUGGAAGCUGCUAAUCGCGUCGGCUCAGGGGCUCUCCCUGGCCAGGUUCCCGCGCCGGUCCGCCCCAUCGCCUCGAUCGGCACGCUAGGGCGCCACUUGACACGGCGGCUCGUGGAGAUCGGCGUGAGGGACUUGUUCUCCGUGGCCGGCGACUUCAACCUUACGCUUCUGGACCACCCGAUUGCCGAGUCGGAGCUGAACCUGGUCGGCUGCCGCAACGAGCUCAACGCUGUGUACGCCGCCGUCGGUUAUGCGCGCGCCAAGGGCGUGGGCGCUUGCGUGGUUACCUUCACGGUCGGCGGGCUCAACAUUAUCAACGCUAUUGCAGGCGCUUACAGUAAGAACUUGCCGGUGAUUUGUAUAGUUGGUGGGCCCAACUCCGACGACAACGGGAACUAA